GGGCCACAUCGGAACUAAAGGAGCAGGCGGAGCGGGGCCGGGCGCUGUCCGCGGUGCUGAAGGCGGGGCCGGGGCCGGGCGCUGUCCGCGGUGCUGCAGGAGAGCUCGCCCGGCCCGGCCCCUACCCACUUCUCCCCCGGCCGAUGCACCCCGGCCAUGGAUGCCCACGCCAGCGGUUCGGGAGUGGGUGGCUACAACGAGGCCCUGCUGCACAAGACCAUCCUGGUUGGAGACAGCGGCGUGGGGAAGACAUCACUGCUGGUCCAGUUUGACCAGGGCAAGUUCAUCCCUGGCUCCUUCUCUGCCACCGUGGGCAUUGGGUUUACGGUGAUGUUACUUGGAGACUCAGGCGUGGGGAAAACCUGUUUCCUGCUCCAGUUCAAAGAGGGAGCCUUUCUCUCCGGGACCUUCAUAGCCACCGUGGGCAUAGAUUUCCGGAACAAAGUGGUGACCGUGGAUGGCGUGAAGGUGAAGUUGCAGAUCUGGGACACGGCAGGACAGGAGCGCUUCCGCAGCGUCACCCAUGCCUACUACAGGGAUGCCCAAGCCCUGCUCUUGCUCUACGACAUCACCAGCAAGAUGUCCUUCGACAACAUCCGUGCCUGGCUGACAGAGAUCCAUGAGUAUGCCCAGAAGGAUGUGGUCAUCAUGCUGCUGGGCAAUAAGGCUGAUGUGAGCAGUGGGAGAGUUGUGAGGACAGAGGAUGGAGCAUCGCUGGCCAGGGAGUACGGGGUGCCUUUCAUGGAGACGAGCGCCAAGACAGGCAUGAACGUGGAGCUGGCCUUCCUGGCCAUUGCCAAGGAGCUGAAGCAGCGCUCGGCGCAGCCGCUGGAUGAGCCUCGCUUCCAGAUCCACGACUACAUCGAGUCACAGAAGAAGAAGCCCAGCUGCUGUGCCUUCGCCUGAGAGCGGCCAGGAGGGGCUGGCAGCCCCGGGGACACAACCUGGGGGGGCAGAGCAGGGGCCCAGACCUGCCCUCAAGUGACCAAAGGCUCUGCAAAGCCAGGUGUGGAUGGAACAGCACAGCCGGGCAGAGCAUGCAUGGGGGCAGCCAGCGCCCCAGCACCAGGACCCAGGGGCCAGAUCCUGCUGUCCAAUGGGGCAAUACCUGGAAGUUACCGUGUGUCACCAAGGAGUCACCGUAGGGUAAUGACUGCCAGCCUGGCCAAUGAGCCACAGUGAUGCUUCCAGCACCUGAACAAGAUGCAGGACACAGCCCCAUGCCCAGCUGAGGGCCCCUUGGAGCAUCUCUCAGGGCGGUGUGCACACCAUGGACAAGCCCUCAUGCAGCCCCUGGUCUUCUUCCCUCACUGCAGCCGUUUCAGCUCUCCAUGCUGCUCUCAUCUGGCUGGAAGGGCCUGAUCCAGCCCCCUACAUCCUCAGUGCCGGGCUCUGGCUUCCCUCCAGAGGGCCUUGCUCUGCCCCUCAGGCUACCCCAUGCUGGGGUGCAGCCAGUCCCUCACCUGGCCACAGCUCCUCGCUGCUGUGGUUGCUGCUGUCAGCUCCUACCCUCCUGCCUCCAUGAGGGCAGCAAUGUCCCUGUUGUGUCCUGGUUGUACUAGAGGGAAGGGCUGGGAUGGGGAAGUGUCCAACCAAGCCUGCUCCCUGCCCACACAGCUGGCAAGAGAAAUAAAACCCCUGGGAGCACCCAGGUGAUGCUUGGGGCACUUCUGCUACACAUGGUGAUCUGGAAGAACCUUUAUUUCCCUCCUCUCAUAGCCAAAGGAA
Messenger RNA from Dryobates pubescens (Downy woodpecker), 1728 nucleotides. It is a transcript of the gene RAB37, whose product is annotated as RAB37, member RAS oncogene family. Gene Ontology annotation, molecular function: GTP binding; GTPase activity. The record is from RefSeq and is a predicted model, not a curated record. Gene Ontology annotation, cellular component: endosome; Golgi apparatus. NCBI's taxonomy places the organism in Eukaryota, Metazoa, Chordata, Aves, Piciformes, Picidae. The transcript has 10 exons. Bases 157 to 906 code for a protein of 249 amino acids.